AUGGCAGCGGCCUUGCUGAGCUGCAGCAUCUGUCCAGGCCAACCCUCCUUCAGCGACACCUCCCACUUGCUCACUCACGUCAGUUCCAAAGGUCACCUAUCUGAGUUUCACAAACUCCAGGUACGGAGCUACCAGGACAUCGCAGCCGGGGUGGAAUUGGCCACGUAUGGUCACUGGUACCAACAACAUGAUAUUGACAGACUGCUCUCGGAGAGAAUGCAAAUGAAAGAGAACAAACAGGCUAAGAAAAGAAGAGCUUCCGCAGCGGUACGAAACGCUGGCGUACCGCAACCAGGCACAUUUGACCAUGCACAGUUAAAUCCACCUUUGCCCCCAAAGCGCCCAGGUAGACCAAAGGCCCAGACCCAGACCCAGACUCAAAUGCAGAGGAAACGCAGUCGAGGCAAAAAGGCAAGACGAGAUGACAAUGACAGUGACCCGGACUUCACUCCUGUCAAACCUCCUAGACACAGAGCACAUCGACUUCAAGGAUACUCUCCCGUCAAGCAUUCCCCUUUCUCUGACGACGUUUACCCUUCUCUCGAUGAUUGCCCGGCUGAGGAUGAACCCUCAGGUCCGAUUCUCGCCACUCCAGAACAUAUGAAACUGAAAGGGACCGUUUGGCCAGGCAUGGACCUCUUUGAUGCUGCCUCGCAGGAAAUGCAACAGAAGAGAAAUCAGAAGAAGGAUGCUUCCGUUCUGAGACGCAUGGAGAAACUCGCUGCCUUGGUCGAGCCUACCGAGGUAGUGUAUUCACCUGGCGGCAGCAAUGUCCUGAAGGCGAGACACAUUGACGACCUUGAAGAUGGAAGCAGUCUAGUCGAUGGGGAGACUCCCAUUCCAAAAGUCAAGCAAGCCCCUCGAUCUCGCAAGAGGAAGCCACUUGCAGAGAGAGACGCUAAUGCUCCUCGACUUGUGAAACGCAAGGCCAAAGCCAAUGCCCCAAAGAGAUAUGCUGAUCUUCCAUUCGCCCAAGGGCUACCUCCCCUUCCAUACUUGCCCAGUUCAUCCACCGGCGACUCGUAUGGAUUGGGUCCUCGCUAUUUCCCGGCCGAAGAUGAUGAGGAUGACGUCAAGCCACCUAUUCAAGCUUUCGCUCCUCGCAAACGGCCUCCUCCAUUUGAGAUCUUCGCCGACGGAAGCCCCGGCUACCACGGAAACAUGACGCGGGGCGGAACGCGGAACCCUCUCCAGUCUGGAAGUCGAGGGUAUGGUAACGGCUCGUUCCAGCAACUACCCAAGGUUUCCACACCCUGGCUUCAACCACAGUAUCAAUCGGUCUUACAAUAUACCGACUCUUAUACGUCCUACCGACCAGUGGCUCAAGAGUAUCAGGCAUACUACGAAACACAUGUUGAAAACGAGAAUAUCCCACCAUUGGUAGGGCCUCCAAUAGCCUUCCGAGGUGCAGGCGCAAACCCUUUGGCAUGGAAGUCCCCUAUUCGACCACCUACCGAUCCUGGACUUCCUCCAUCCGACUCUCCUUUUGGCAGUUUUUUUGGCAUGUUUGCCAGUGGAUCGCCAGGUGAUGACCCCUUUGUGACGACCAAAAAUCCUCUGGCCGGAGCAUUGCAACACUUGGAAGGUGUGCAAUAUCAGGUCCCGGUCAAGGAGAAGUCAUCGCCACCAGCAGACAGACGAACUUCAAAUGGCACCGAAGUCUAG
This is a messenger RNA of Cladophialophora psammophila CBS 110553, 1665 nucleotides long. RefSeq lists its product as uncharacterized. The coding region runs from base 1 to 1665 and encodes 554 amino acids. The transcript is spliced from 2 exons. The record is from RefSeq and is a predicted model, not a curated record. Lineage: Eukaryota; Fungi; Ascomycota; Eurotiomycetes; Chaetothyriales; Herpotrichiellaceae.